CCCGCCUCCACGUCGGUCACUUCUGAUAAUCAGAGAUCAACACCAGCAGAUCCCCACAGCCAGAAUGCGUCUGAAAGCCCGUCUUCCGAGCAGCGAGUCUGUUGUGUUGACUCUUGCUGAUACCGGCACUGUUGCCGACCUGCUUGCCGCGCUCGACCAGCAGCCCGUGCUCGAGAUCAAGGCCGGCUUUCCGCCUAAAGCCAUCGAUAUCUCGGACCGGCUGCGGCCGCUGUCUGACCUCGGCGUGCGCUCAGGCGACCAGCUCGUCGUCGUUGGUCCUGCUGCUGCUGCUACCUCUGCUGUGCAGUCUGACAGCUCGAUUUCUACACUUUUAAGCCAGAUCUCGGUACCCGCGUCAACACCCGCCAGACCACCGCAGACACGGUCAGCACCCUCAGACACCCAAGGUCCACCAUCAGUGCCCUGCACGCCAGGCUCGGUCCUCACCCUGCGCGUCAUGGAAGACGACAACUCGUGUCUUUUCCGCGCGGUAGGCUACGCGCUCCUCCGCAACCUCGACGACACAAUGCCCGAGCUGCGCACCCUCGUCGCGACCGCGAUCCGCGCCGACCCAGAGCAGUACUCCGACGCCGUGCUGGGUAAGCCGCGCGAGCAGUACUGCGAGUGGAUCCAGCGGCCGCAGAGCUGGGGCGGUGCGAUCGAGCUCGCGGUGCUGGCGACGCAUUUCGGGGUUACGAUACACUCUGUCGACGUCGCGUCCGGCGGGCGCGUGGACUCGUUCAACGACGGCCAAGCAACGUUUAUCGUCGUCGUCUACAGCGGGAUUCACUACGACACGGUUGCGCUCGCGCCCGAGGGCGUCGAGGCCGUCAUGUCUGAUUUCGACCAGACCGUGUUUGUGAACGACGAGACGGGUGAGGUUGUUUUCGCGGCGGCGAAGAAGUUGGCUGAGGUUUUGAUGAAGCGGCAUUAUUUCACCGACGUCGCGAGUUUCCAGAUCAGGUGUACGGACUGUGGAUCGGUCUUCACCGGCGAGCGCGAGGCCGAGAAGCAUUCGAUGAGUACAGGACAUACUGGGUUCCAGGAAGUUGCCUAGAGUGUAUCUUAUUCCAUAUUCUGUAUAGUACUUUUCUCCAUCCCAAUCCAAUAUCAUAAAUACAACAAUA
This is a messenger RNA of Myxozyma melibiosi, 1127 nucleotides long. RefSeq lists its product as uncharacterized. The coding region runs from base 65 to 1057 and encodes 330 amino acids. NCBI's taxonomy places the organism in Eukaryota, Fungi, Ascomycota, Lipomycetes, Lipomycetales, Lipomycetaceae. Gene Ontology annotation, biological process: endoplasmic reticulum unfolded protein response; protein deubiquitination. The record is from RefSeq and is a predicted model, not a curated record. The transcript has a single exon. Gene Ontology annotation, cellular component: nucleus; cytosol. Gene Ontology annotation, molecular function: cysteine-type deubiquitinase activity.